AUGACCAACAACGAAACGGUGGCACCCGCCGCAGUCGACGGCGCCGCUGACAACACCACCGCCUUAGGUGGAGUUAAAACUGUUAGCCGCGAAAGUGCGCAACCAUACAAGCCCGUAGUACCCAGAGAGCUGGCCCAAGAUUUUGCCCGUCCGGCCAGAUUAGACAUACUAUUAGACAUGCCGCCGGCGUCCAAAGAAAUGCAAAUCAAACACGGUUGGAACGCGGAGGAUAGGUCUCUAAACAUAUUUGUCAAGGAAGAAGACAAAUUGACAUUCCACAGGCAUCCGGUAGCCCAGAGUACCGAUUGCAUCAGAGGUAAGACUGGCUUGACCAAAGGUCUGCACGUGUGGGAAGUUAACUGGUCGACCAGGCAACGCGGAACGCACGCAGUGGUCGGCGUCGCGACACAAGAUGCACCUCUACACUCUGUCGGUUAUCAGAGUUUGGUGGGAAGUAACGACCAGUCAUGGGGCUGGGAUUUAGGGCGUAACAAAUUGUACCACGAUUCGAAAAGCUACGACGGCAUUACGUAUCCGGCCUUGCUCAAGCCCGACGAGACGUUUAUAGUGCCAGAUAAAUUUUUAGUCGUUUUGGAUAUGGACGAGGGAACACUAUCCUUUGUCGUAGACGGCCAGUAUUUGGGCGUUGCGUUUAGAGGCCUCAAGGGGCGGAAAUUAUUCCCAAUUGUCAGCGCUGUUUGGGGUCACUGUGAAAUUACGAUGAAAUACAUCGGCGGACUAGAUCCUGAACCUUUACCGCUGAUGGACCUAUGUAGACGAGUCAUUAGACAACGAAUCGGUAAACAAUACCUAGAAGAACGCGUCAUGGACCUGAACCUGCCGCAGUCUCUAAGCGUUUACUUAUUAUACCGGGACAGGAGAUAA
This is a messenger RNA of Macrosiphum euphorbiae (potato aphid), 885 nucleotides long. The record is from the annotation of a GenBank genome assembly. NCBI's taxonomy places the organism in Eukaryota, Metazoa, Arthropoda, Insecta, Hemiptera, Aphididae.